Triticum turgidum subsp. durum (durum wheat) is the source of this 1596-nucleotide messenger RNA. NCBI's taxonomy places the organism in Eukaryota, Viridiplantae, Streptophyta, Magnoliopsida, Poales, Poaceae. The record is from the annotation of a GenBank genome assembly.
AUGCACGGACACGGCUCACUCUCAAUGGAGCUACCACCAUGGGCGCCCUUCCUCGGCGUCGCGCUCGCCACCGUGCUCUUCCUCGAGGCCGUCUUCCGUCGCAGCCGUCAGGCAUACAACCUCCCGCCGGGCCCUAAACCGUGGCCGAUCAUCGGCAACCUGAACCUCAUGGGCGCGCUCCCGCACCGCUCCAUCCACGCGCUCUCCAAGAGGUACGGCCCUCUCAUGUACCUCCGGUUCGGAUCGUUCCCCGUCGUGAUCGGCUCGUCGGUUGAGAUGGCCAAGUUCUUCCUCAAGACCCACGACAUGGUGUUCCUCGACCGGCCCAAGAUGGCCGCCGGCAAGUACACGACGUACAACUACAGAGACAUGACCUGGUCCCCGUACGGCGCCUACUGGCGCCAGGCGCGCAAGGUGUGCCUCACCGAGCUCUUCAGCGCCAAGCGGCUCGAUUCAUAUGAGUACAUCCGGAGCGAGGAGAUGCGCGCGCUCCUGCGAGACCUGCACGAGGCCUCCCGGUCCCGGCGCGCCGUGGUGCUCAAGGACUACUUGUCCACCUUGAGCCUGAACGUGAUCACGCGCAUGGUGCUGGGCAAGAAGUACCUGCACAGGGAGGCAACGGACGAAGGGGGCUCCGGCUCCGCGACGACCCUGGCGGAGUUCAAGCGGAUGGUCGACGAGUGGUUCUUGCUCAACGGCGUGCUCAACAUCGGCGACUCCAUCCCGUGGCUGGACUGGAUGGACCUGCAGGGGUACAUCAAGAGGAUGAAGAAGCUGAGCAAGAUGUUUGAUCAGUUCCUCGAACAUGUCGUGGACGAGCACAACGACAGACGCCGAGUCGAGGGGGAGAGCUUCGUCUCCAAGGACAUGGUGGAUGUGCUACUCGAGAUAGCCAGAGACCCCAAUCUUGAGGUGCAGAUCGACCGGGAUAGCGUCAAGGCUUUCAUUCAGGACCUCCUCGUCGGCGGCACGGAGAGCUCGGCGGUCGCAGUCGAGUGGGCGAUCUCGGAGCUCCUGAAGAAGCCGGAGGUGUUGGCCAAGGCGACCGAGGAGCUGGACCGCGUGGUGGGGCGAGGCCGCUGGGUGACGGAGAAGGACAUCCCGAGCCUCCCCUACGUGGAGGCCAUCGUCAAGGAGACGCUGCGGCUGCAUCCGGUGGCGCCGAUGCUGACUCCCCGGCUGUCCCGCGAGGAGGCUUCCGUCGGUGGCUACGACAUCCCCGUCGGCACGCGCGUGUUCGUCAACGUGUGGUCCAUCGGCCGCGACCCGGCGGUGUGGACUGCGCCGGAGGAGUUCACGCCGGAGCGGUUCCUUGGCAGCAAGAUGGACGUCAAGGGGCAGGAUUUCGAGCUGCUGCCCUUCGGGUCCGGCCGGCGGAUGUGCCCCGGGUACAGCCUCGGGUUGAAGGUGAUUCAGGCGAGCCUCGCCAACCUGCUGCAUGGUUUCGCCUGGAGGCUCCCGGACGGCGUGGCGACGGACGAGCUCAGCAUGGAGGAGACCUUCGGUCUGUCGACGCCGCGCAAGUUCCCGCUAGAGGUCGUGUUAAAACCCAAGCUCCUCGAUCACCUCUACACAGCGGGUCAUCGAACCCAAUAA